Closterium sp. NIES-65 is the source of this 1266-nucleotide messenger RNA. The record is from the annotation of a GenBank genome assembly. Lineage: Eukaryota; Viridiplantae; Streptophyta; Zygnematophyceae; Desmidiales; Closteriaceae.
AUGGCUACCCCCACUGUCCUUACCUUUGAUGCUGAGGGUCGUGCUGUUGAUUUCGAGGUCUGGGUCAAUGACCUUCAGCUCUUCCUACAGUGCGAUAAGGCAGACGGACUCUCCCUGUUUGAUCUCACCUCUGGUGCCUCUCCUGCCCCGCCUGCUGAUGCUGACAGCACUAUUUGCUCACAGUGGGCCACACGCGAUGUUGCUGCCCGUCUUGUAGUGCGUCACCACUUACCGACCGCUGAGCGUGCGCACUUUAGUCAGUACAAGAGUGCUCAGACCUUUUACGAUGCUGUAGUUGCACGCUACUCUUCCCCUGCCACUGCUGCCCUUAGCCGCCUCAUGCUGCCGUACCUGCUCCCUGACCUCGCCGCCUUUCCCACAGUCGCUGACCUCAUUACGCACCUUUGCACUAGUGACACCCGCUACCGCGCUGCGCUUCCUGCUGAGUUCUGUGCCAAGAACCCUCCCCCCAUGUAUAUCACCCUCUACUACAUAGUCACCCGGCUUCAUGACUCCCUUCGCUUAGUCAGGGACCACUUCCUCUUAGUUUGCCCCACCACACUCACCGUUGACCUCCUCGAGCAGCGCCUCCUGGCAGCAGAGAAGAGCAUAGUCGCCGUAGGAGCCUCUCGUGGUGACCCUCGUACCCCCGUCUUUGAGGGGUGUUCUCCCUCCCCCCUCUUGCCCUCUAUUGCUUCUGCUGCUGCAGCCGACCUCGUUGGUUUUGAGUCGGUCGGAGCUGCGUCUGCCCCUAGUGGGAGACGCAGCAUCGGCAGGGGCAAGGGGGGCAAGGGCGCUGGAGGGGCUGGCGGGGGCGGUGGAGGUGGUGGUGGAGGCAGUGGAGGGGGUGGGGGUGGUGGUGGGAGUGGUGGCGGGGGUGGAGCUGGGCGUCAGCGAGGUGGGGAUACUGGUCCCUGUACCUACGUCCUUCGUACCGGCGACCGCGCUGGUGAGCGGUGCAGGGGCUCGCACUCCACCCAGCGCUGCUUUGGCCGCCUGACGGACACUUGGCGUCACCAGUUCCCUGACGCCACUGAGAUCCCUCGCUGGGGAGAGCUGUCUAAGGCGCGGGUUGCUAUCUUCGAUCUUGAUUAUGAUGCUAUUCUUACUGCCAUGUAUGUUGUGUCUACUAGUCAUGAGGGUGACUGUUACCUGUGUGUUCCGCCUGACCCGGGCAUUGAGGCUGCUGCUCUAGGUGCUGGUGAGGCUGCUGCUCUAGGUGCUAGUGCGUCUGCUGCCCCAGGUGCUGGUGAGUCUGCUCUCUAA